Molecule: messenger RNA, 687 nt
Organism: Cheilinus undulatus (humphead wrasse)
Lineage: Eukaryota; Metazoa; Chordata; Actinopteri; Labriformes; Labridae
Product: voltage-dependent calcium channel gamma-1 subunit-like
Exons: 4
Coding region: 1-687 (228 amino acids)
Biological process (GO): regulation of calcium ion transmembrane transport via high voltage-gated calcium channel; calcium ion transmembrane transport
Cellular component (GO): L-type voltage-gated calcium channel complex; membrane
Molecular function (GO): calcium channel regulator activity; voltage-gated calcium channel activity
Source: RefSeq, a predicted model, not a curated record
AUGUUCGAGGAGCAGGCGACCAAGGUGAAGAUCACCUCCGUGGUGAUCGUGGUGGGGAUGUCGGCGAUGCUGGCGGCAGUGGUGACUGACCAUUGGGCCGUGCUCAGCCCCAGGGUGGAGAAGCUUAAUGCCACCUGUGAGGCGGCCCACUUUGGCCUCUGGAGGCUCUGCAAGAAGAGCAUCUUCAUCGUGGAGGAGGACCCUCAGGGCAAAGGCUGCGGCCCCAUCAGCUUACCAGGAGCGAAAAACUGCUCCUACUUCAAACACUUCACCUCGGGGGAAGAAGCUGAAGUUUUUGAAGUCAAGACCCAAAAAGAGUACAAUAUCUCUGCAGCCGCCAUUGCCAUCUUCUCGCUCUUCUUCAUGAUCCUGGGCACGCUCUGUGUCAUCUUCUCUUUUGGGAAGGGGCGGGACUACCUGCUCCGACCUGCUGGGAUGUUCUUCGCCUUUGCAGGUCUUUGCAUCAUCAUUUCAGUGGAGGUGAUGCGCCAGUCUGUCAAACGUAUGAUUGACAGUGACGAGACCAUCUGGAUCGAAUACUACUACUCCUGGUCUUUCACCUGCGCCUGCGCCUCCUUCACCCUCCUCAUCCUCAGCGGGGCCGCCCUGCUCCUCAUCUCCAUGCCUCACAUGCCUCGUAACCCCUGGGAGACCUGCAUGGACGCCGAGCCCGACACCUUGGAUUAG